AUGGCUCCGCAAGACCCCGGUCGCCCCGAGGACAAGCCCGAAGGCUUGUCCAAGUAUAUCAAGCGCAUGAAAACCGUCCUGCGCCCUCGCUCUGGCUCCAAACGUCAAUCGGUUGCCGCUACUCCUGAUGUCGCUCAAUCCAGCCAGUCCGCUGCUCCAGCGACUGUCCCUGCCAGAAAGCCAACAGCUGCCCCCGAGCAACCCGCCAUGCUCACCGACUAUAGCGUCAUGCAGCAGGAAAAGGCGCGCGCCCUUUUCGCCAAAUACGGCCUGACUCUCGACCCCGGCGAAUGGAAGGCUCCCACCGGCGACGUCGAAUUGACCCGGGUCACCAAGCCUAUUCGCAUGCGAGUUCGUCGAACCUGCCACCGCUGCGAAACCACCUUUGGUCCCGAGAAGGUCUGCGUCAACUGCCAACACCCGCGCUGCACCAAAUGCCCUCGCUUCCCACCCGCCAAAGAGAAGACUAAAGGCGAGCGCGAACUGGUCCCCAAGACCAAAAUCGGUGAAAUCCGCUCUCGCCAGCGCGGCGCUCUCCCUCUUGCACCGCACUUCAAGUAUACCGGCAACCCGGAUGUUCCUCUUACUAUACCAUCGCGCUCGGGCGGCCAGGAUCUCGUUCGCAAGGAAGUGGUUCAGCGAGUUCGACGCACUUGUCAUAUCUGUAAGACGGUCUUUGUCAAGGGCUCCAAGGAAUGCGCUUCUUGCAGCCAUAUUCGCUGCAAGAGAUGUCCACGAGAACCGCCCAAGCUCGACAAGUAUCCGGACGGCUAUCCUGGCGAUGUCGACCCGCCCAAACUGAAACCCGACCGAACGUUCAAGUCACCACAGCGUCGGGUACAUUACAUAUGUCACGUCUGUGAAACUCAGUAUAAUCAAGGGGCAAAUAAUUGUUCGAAAUGUGGACAGGCGAAAUGUGCCGCCACUAUACGAAUUCCACCCAAGAAAGUCAAACGAGAACCCGACCCAGCUGUACUCGCCAGCGUCGAGGCAAAAUUAAAGAGCCUAGCUAUCCGUGAUACCCAGGAUUAA
Messenger RNA from Penicillium cosmopolitanum, 1032 nucleotides. RefSeq lists its product as uncharacterized. The transcript is spliced from 3 exons. The coding region runs from base 1 to 1032 and encodes 343 amino acids. NCBI's taxonomy places the organism in Eukaryota, Fungi, Ascomycota, Eurotiomycetes, Eurotiales, Aspergillaceae. The record is from RefSeq and is a predicted model, not a curated record.